Paramecium octaurelia is the source of this 9354-nucleotide messenger RNA. The record is from the annotation of a GenBank genome assembly. NCBI's taxonomy places the organism in Eukaryota, Ciliophora, Oligohymenophorea, Peniculida, Parameciidae.
AUGAAACAGACUUAAUUCCUCUAUUAAGAAUCUAUAAAAGAACAAAAGGAAUCUAAAGCACAAGUUAAAAAGGUUUUUAUUAUUGUUAUCAGUAAUAGUCAAAUGGAAAUUAAAAGCUAAACAUUUCAGAAAAGUAAUUUGGAGAUGGCCCAAAUUAAUCAACAAUCUACUCAAUAGUCAAUUUGGCUAUGUAAUUUUGAUUAAUAUUAUGUUUUAGUAACGAAAGUCAGAACGAAAAGGUUUUAUUCCCUUCAUCUUUGAUUGCACAAUCCUCUAAAAUCAAACCUUAAGUUAUAGUUAACAAAAAUACAGAAAUAGCGAGAAGUUUAAAGAAGCUAAAGCCUCUAUCCACUCCAGAUGCUACUUCUGAGUUAAUAUAAUUAGGAAAGGGGAAUAGCUAUGAUCUAAAUUUGAAUGGUCCGAAACUAUAAGUAUAUCUAAAGCAAUUGAAUAAAUUAACUGAUGGACUAUUCAAGAAAUCUUAAACAUAUUUAUUAUUUGGAUCAAUUGAAUAAAAAAUCAGGCAAAAUACUGUGUUGUGCAUAUUGCGUAUCCAAAAAUUAAAAUUUUUUAAUGAUUACAAUUCUAAAAAUCAUAAAAAUCCAGCAUUAUUUUGUUGGGAAGCUGUGUACCGAAAGUAAAGCCUGAUGAAGACUCUCCCAAAGGAUUAUUAUGGAACUUAAGGUGAUCUACUCGAUUUUAUUUAUACAAAACAUGGCAAUGAAAUUGUUGAGAUAGUGUUAUGGAAGGUGAAAAAUAAUGAAGAAGUAUAUAUGUUUAAUUUCAUUUUUAGAAAUAUGUAGGAUAAUUUGAUUUGAUAAAUGAAGAUUAUUUUGGGGCAAAGGAAAUACUUGAUUAUUAGAAGAAGGUGAUAAGUGAAAAUUAUGUGGAAAAGGAGAUGUUUAAAACUAUGAAAUAAACCAAAUCCUAUAUUGGGAAUGUGUAAUUUUAAAUAGUUUUAUUUGGAAGUAAUAAGAUACCCUAAAGUAUGACUUGAUAUUUUAUCACAAGGUAAAUACUCUGGAAUUCCUGGUUCUCCAAAAACAGAAGAGGAAAGAGCAAGACAUAGGUUGAUUGAUUAGGCCAUGUCGGGACAGGAGUAUAGAUGGUUUAUUGAUGAGAAUGAUAAAUUAGUGAUUCAGAAAAUCGAUACGAUUACUUUAGAAAUUGUUGCAGAGUGUAGUCUUGAGGUAGUUACAACCGAAUGUGGAUAGUUGACAAUAGUUUAUGAAUAAAAAUAUAAUAAUCCAGAUCUUAAUGGUAGAUCUAGGCCAAAUUCAAGAUAAAUGAGAAAAUAACAUUUUGAUGCCACUAUGGCAUUAAUUUAGGAAUUGGACAGAAAUGGAUAAUUCACUGAAAUAUAAGCUAAUCUUAGAGCUCUUAGUAGAUAAGGAAGAUUAUCUAAAGGAGCCAUUCAAGAUGCCUUGUAUCAAAUGGGAUGUACUGCUAACCAAUUAUUAUUAACUGAAUGUGGAGAAUUUGGGGAUUGUUUAAUGGAUUUUCUAUUAGUGACUGACGAUUUAGCUGGAGUUCUCGAAGCAAUGCAAGAAAUUAAGUUGUUAGGAGAAGAUGAAUUAAACUUAGAGAAUUUUUCUAAUAAUUUAUUUUAACUUAUUGGUUAACACUUGAGAAAGAAUACAAAUUUAAAAGCAAUUAUUUCCUUUAUUAAAGCAUUGGAAAAGAAACCAGAAGUUGCUAUUUUGAUACAAAAUUAUUCUUAUGCCUCUGAAAAUGUAUUAACCAACCAGCCUCCUUUCUUACAAUGUAAUAAAUUAUAAUAAUGUAAUAGAUUUCAAUCCAAAGAAUUAUGAACACGUAAUGGUUUUGGGUAAGUUGAAUAAAAUGGUUGAGCUGUUUAAGAUAGAGACUAAAUUUACAAAAGCUUUAAAACAGGCUCAUGUAGAGGCAAAGAAAUCCAUAUAUUUUGAAAUUCCUUGUUUUCCUAAAGAUCAAAAUUUAGAAAAGAAAGCUGAAUCUUUAUAACUGAAAUCAAUUGGGUAGAAUAUUAUCCAUGAAAUUGUGAGAAGAUAAAAAUGGGAAAAGAGUCAUAUGAUAUUUGAAAAAUAUCCUGAGUGGUUUUUUGUUGCUGAUUUCUCAGGAACUACACCAUUUUCUAGCAUGUUAGAAAAAGCACCAUAUGAUGUACUUCAGUCCCUUUUUAAUGCCUAUCCCACAUAAUUAAAUACCAUUUUUUAACAAUUCAAUCCAUAUUAAGAGGCAGAUAUAGGGAAUGUUCCAAUCAAGAGAUUAAAAAAUUCAAAUGAUGAAGGCGAAGGAGGGCAAUAAACAAAUAAAUAAAAUAAGGCAAAAUAAUAACCUUUUAAAGGGUUGGUUUCGUAAAAAGAAUAUCGAAAAAACAUGGUACAUUCUGUAAUUUUAAAUCGAAAUUUAACAACAUAAGAGAUUUUCGAAAUAUUAAAAACUAUUGAAUUAUUAAUUAAUCAAUCAAAUAAUAACAAUUUCUCAAUUAUCAGAACUCAAAAAUUAGGAGCUGGAGAUUUCACACCUCUUGGUUUGUACUUAGAAGUAAUAAGAUCGAAAUGUAAGAAAAAGUUGGAUAAAGUUCAAAGAGAAUUUGGUACAUCUUUGUUUAUUUGUUAACUGCUAAUGCCUGACUAACAUUAGCCAUAAGAAGAAUAAGGAAAGAGUGAAGUCUUGUUUAAUUGGGAUAGUAAGAGUUAAUUCAUUAUUUAAUCAAUAAUUUCGAAGUUACCAGAAUCCUUAUUCUAAUAAAUUGAUGGGUUACUUCGAUUUAUGUAAUGGAUUCCAUCUUUGGAAUAGUUAAAAUCUAUUAGAUAUAUAAAUUUACCUAUCAGAUUCUUGAUUAAACAUAAAUAGCAAUAAAAGCUAAUCCUACUUUUACAAUAAAUGUAUAAUGAGGUUAAGCAAAUGGAAUAUGACCCUAAUAAAUUAGAUUCAGAUGAAGUUCUUUAAAUAAUUUAUUAUUUUUAAAUUUAGAUUCUCAUGUUGCUGGAAAUAAGAAAUCUAAAAACGUAAUAGUUAGAGUCAAUAUCAAGUUUAAUCGUACAUCAAUUAACAGAUUUUUCAUCAUCAUAUACAGAAAUUUUAGUAGUUCCUAUGCCAACAAAUAUUAUAUCAUCCUAUUAUCAUAUCAAGUGUGUAUACAAAGGAAAUCCAGGAACCUUAUUGGAACUUUUAAAUUUGGUUUAGUUCAAUACACUAAUUACAGAGUUAGAGUUUAAGAAUUUAGACAGAUUAGAUACCAAAUUAUUGGGAAAAGCAUUAUCAAAUACCAAAGACAAAGAACCUUUGAAGGAUUUAAUCAAAUUACUCUUAAUUAAGGAUUAAAAUAAGAACGAUCCUGAGAAACUUGAUUAUAACAGCUAGGAAUUUUCAAUAAUAAUAAAUCCAAAUAAAAUCUUAGAUGAAAAUGCAGAUUUCUAUAGAUAUGAGUUAGAUAAAAAAUAGGUUGAAAAAUAUCUAGUUAUGCUAAAAGCUGAUAAAGUCCUAUCAUUGUUAUAUGAUGAUUCAUAGUUUAGCAGAAUUGCUCAUUCUUUGAUUUUAAAUUCCUUUUCUACAAAAAAGUCUGUUGGCAUAACUUAACAGCAAAUUAUGCUUUGGAUUAGAAAUAAUGAUUUAAAAAUAAGUCCAAAAUGGAAAAGACUUUACAUUGACUAUUUUCGAAAUAAAAUGGACCUAUAUUUUAUGCAUUGCCUUAUAGACAUCGAAAUUCCAAAAACAAAGAGAACAUAUAUAAACUAGCAUAAACUUUAACCGUAUAUAGCUGCAUAGGGAAACAGUUGGGCAUCUCUAUUAAACUUCAAAUAAUUUACUCAAGCUCUAAAAGAUAACAUCCAGUUUGUUGACAUCGAAGAUUCUAUUAGAGCUGUAGCUAUUAAUGGAUAAUAUGAUAGAGUUGAGAUCCUAAUUCCACAUAUAAAGGAUCCUUAAAUUUUGCGUUAAACAAUACAAUUAGUCAGCAUUAUAGCACAAAGUCAACUCACAUCAUAAUCAGAAUAUAGAAAUUACACUAAAAGAAAACUAUGCACCAUUUAAGAUAUACUGUAAAGUGAAGAUGAAGGCGAAGAUGAUGAGUAAAAAACUAAAAGAACAAUUCCAGAAAAUUUAAAUAAAUAGGAAUUAAAAAAAUUGUUAAGAGAUCGUCUUGAUGAAGAUUAAAAGCCUAAUUAAUACGGAUAUUUUAGACAUAAAACAAUUUUAAAUUAGUAUGUUAUUCAUAAUUUUGAACUUAUUCAAUUUAAACCAAAAAAUACAAAUAAGCAGUAAAAAGAGAAAUGGAAAAUAGAGAAUGUGAAAUUUCCAGAAGUUUUAGAUUAAAUCAGAACACCAGUAUCUGUUUCAAGUUAAUUAUAAGAAAUGAACUCCAAUAUACAAAUUGAAUUUGAUUAAUAUCUUAAGUUGUAAUAUCCUAAAUAUGAGAAAAUAGAUUUGAAUAAAUUUGAAUAACAAUUUGAAAAAGAUGUUUUAGCGUUUCGAUAUCUAAAAAAUUGGAAAUAAGCAAUAUAAAGGCAAAACAUAAGUUCUCUUUUCAGUUAAGGGUAUUAGGAAUCUGAUAAAUUCUCUUAUAAGAAUGUAUUAAACUUAUUAAUGAACGAAUCAAAAAAAUAUGGAGUUCGAUUGUGUUAGAAGGAUGAGGAUUAUGAAAUAAUUCUUUAGAUGUUGGUUUUUUACAGAUUUAUAACAGUUGAGGAUUAUAUCAAUCAAAUUAUUUCAAGUAACAAAGAAGACAAAAUUAAGAAUAAUCUACUUUUUGUUAUUUUAGAAUAAAUUCUGAAUUGCAAAGGUAACAAAUAAUUUGAAAUCUAUUAAAUGAAAAAUUAAGAUAUUUACAUCAAAUUGAUUUCAUUGAUUAUUAAAAAUUUAAAAAUUUUCGAUGAAGAGGAUUUAGAAUUUAUGAUUAACAAUAUCAUAAAACCUAUAUAGCUUAUGCUUGAAAAGAGUUAAAAAAUCAAUUUAAAUCCUUUAAAAAUUUACAAAGUGAAGCUGGCAGGUGAAAUUUUAGUGAGAUUGGAUUAAACGCGAAUAAAGGAUUAAUUCAAAGACAAUAUUAUUAACUUAGCAAAAAUUAUACGAGAUAAGAAUUUGAAGGAUAAAACAUUAUAAUAAUUUGCUAAUGGAUAUUUACCACAAUAGGCUCAAGAAAUUAAAUAAAAAAGAGAAACACCCAAAGACAUCAUAUCAUCAUUCAAGAAGAAAACUUUGGAUGAAAUGCUAGAAUAAGUUGAUCUCACUUAUUAUGUCUCAAAAUUUUCUGAUAGAGAUUGUGAAGAUAUUUUUUAAGAACUUUUUAAACUACCUCGAGAUUGGAAUAAAAAAUAAGACUUACUGAAUAAAUUUGAUCGAAAAUUAAUUGAAUCAUUAAUUUUUUAUAGGAGAUUUAAGACCUAUGACACCUUGAUUCAUUAGAUCUUGUUAAAGAAAAUAUGUAAAAAUUAUUCAGAUGAGUAAUAAUUAAAAAAAUAAUUUCUUCUAUUUUAAGAGUAUGAUAUUAAAACUGAAAAAUCCAAAUCUAAAAAAGAAGCAAAAGAUAAAGUGGAGUUAGGAGCAGAUGACACGGUUGUAUAAGAACCAAAUGAUAGGAUCGUUUAAGAAGUAAAUGAUAAGGUAAUUUAAGAAGUAAAUGGUGAACAAGAGGCAAAUGAAAAGUUUAAAUAAUAAGCAACUAAAAAUAAAGGGGCAAUGACUACACAAGAAUCUAUGGCCAGUAUAGCAGCCUAAUUUGGAUUCUAUGAAUAUUUUGAUACUCUCCAUAGGUUGAAUGUAAGACUAAAAGAAAUGUAAAAAUUCCCUUGCAUUAGAUUUAUGUUGGAGACAAAUGAUUAAUUAUAGACUUUAGCUGAGGAAUUCGAAAAAAGAGAUUUUAAUUAUCUUAGUAAUUGUAUUAAAAUGAUGAGAUAUUUAAGAUUAAACCAUUAUGAGGCAAAUAGUUUUUCAUUAUAUUUUGUUAAUGAGAUCAUGUAGAGUUUCUUAAUUUAAGAUGCUUCAUAAAUAUCUACUCCUUGUUUGAACAUUAUUAAACAAUAUCUAAUGAUUAAAGGUAGAUCAUAGCAAAUUUGGUAAGACUCAUUAAUUUAAAAAAAAUUAUAAAUUGUAUAUCCAAAAUAUGUGAAGAUGGUUUUCUCAAAAAGAAUUUAAGAACAUUCUUUAAUUAGAUUGAAAAUAAGUGGAAUUGAAAAGGGAGUUAAAUUCUGUUUCCCUUCAAAUUAUGAUCCUGAGAGCAAUUAAUAUUCUAUUUCAAAAGAAGAUAUACGUAGGACUUCAACACAAAGACCUAUGGUUUCAAUUGAUUAAUAUAUUGAAUGCUUAGAUAAAAAUCAUCCUUUAAGAUUAGAUAAUGAAAUGAUAAAUGAUCCUGAAUUUUAAAAAAUUUUAAAAAUACUGUAAUUACCCUAUUAGAAUUAAGAAAUUUUGGUAGAUAAAAUUAAUGUUAUUUAAUUUUUGAAAUAGAUACUUUACCAUGAUCAUGAAAUCUAUUAUUAUUUGCUAAACUUCCCUUUGUUUUGGUAUGAUUAAUAAAUACCCAAAAAUAAUUUAAUCAUUUAUACUUUUUUUUUCGAAUUAGAACUUGGAUUGGUCUUUUUUAGAGCUUUAUUAAUAUCUGAACCAAGAAAAUUAGAUUUAGUGUUAAAUAUUUAUUUUUAUUCCUUAAGAGAUUAUGUAACCGAUGAAGGUGAGAACUUAGAUGAGGACAGGGAACAAUAGAAAUAUAAUAUUGAUAGCGAUUGGGAAUUUUACGAACAGGAAGUAACUGAUAAUGAAGGAGAAGAUGCUGAAUAAUAAGGUUAAGUUGAAUAAGAUAAGGCAAGAAGUCAAGCAUAUAAUGAAUAGAUUUCUAAUGAUGAACAAGGACAAGAGGUAAGUAAAAAAAAGAAAAAAAAAAAAGUACUCAAGUAAAAGGUUAAAGAUUAUAUAGAAUUAAAGAAAGGAUUAAGAAGAGCUAUCACAAAGAAAUGCUCUUAUUAAGUCAGAUUCUAAAUUUAUCUUUAAUUAUUAUUACUUGCUGCCACUAAUGAGGAAUCCUUUUCGCAGGUUCAAAAAUAUUUAAUAGAAAAUAAAGCAUUGCCUCCUUUAUAGCAACCAAAAGUGAUGGAUCCACUAGUGUAAUCUAGAUUAGUAGAAUAGGGAUAUAAAUAACAUUCUUAUAAAUAAUUAAUCGAAUAAUUUGACUAAGGAAUUAUAUAAUUAUCUUAAUAAUAGCUUGAGGAUAUUACACAUCUAAAAGAUAUUAUGAAAUUCAAUCAAACAAUAAAGGAAAAAUAGUAUAGCAUUGUGUUUUAGUUUUUAAUCUUCCAAGUAUACAAUAGCCAAUAUUCAGCCUACUAGAAUAUUAUUGAUAAGUUAUUAGAUCAUCCUGCUUAUACAUGUUUGUCCAAAUAAAAAAAUUAAAUAUUCUCAAGUUCUCUCUAUAAUGAUAAGCAAUUUCAAGAUGAAAUAAUCAGUUAUCAUAUAAAAAAUAGAUUAAUAAAGGACUAGAAGAUCUACGAGAUUAAGAGAAUAUAAAUGAGAAGAGAUUUUGUAGAUAAGUUCUUUGAAGCAAAAUCUAAUCAGUAAUUUACAAAUGACAAAUGGAUACAUAUCAUUUGUUUAUUAAAAUAUUGUUCUGAAUUAGAAAAUCAGUUUCUUGAUUUUGUUAUCCAAGAGAAUAAAAAAAAAUAUCAAGUUAUUUUUAAUAUAGACUAAUAAAACAUGCAGAAAAAUUAUGAAUAUGGUUAUUAAGCAGCAGACACAUUCAAUUCAUCAUAUUUCUUUAAGUUCGAAAUAGCUAAUAAUUUCACCACUCCAACUUAUGAAUACACAAAGAAGAGAUCUAAAUAUCAUGGAGGCUUGUUUUCUUAUAUCUUUACUGUUGAUAUAACUAUAAAUAUCUUGAGAAGUAAAAAUCCUAAUAAUCCAUUUCCAAUACCUUAAUUGAAUUCAAAAACUUAUGAUGAAUUGGAAAAGAUGUUUAGAAUUUAUAUGUUUGAUUUCGUUUCUUAUUUGUUUCUUUAAGAUUAAGUACACAGAUUUAUUGAAAUGUAUCGAAUAUCUGAGGCUGACUAAGUUGAUAGCUCCUUAGUACACAAGAAGUUAACAAUAGAAAAUUAUUUGCAACUAUAGGAUGUUCAACUAGUGAAAUAAUAUUAUUUAGAUGAUUCUAUUAAAAGUUUUUACAGAAAUUUAAGCGACAAAUAGAGUUUAAGAUAAUACAUUGAAUAAAGCGAAAAUGAAAUUAAUGAAAUAAACAAUAUUGAAUAUUAUCAAGGAAAGUUGUCAUACCCAAAUCCAAGAAUUAUUAGAGAAAUUAAAAUUCGAUUAAAUGAAAAUGUUUACAGUAAAUUAAGGUUUUAUUUAUAUCUUAGCUCUUCCGUUUAGUAAUUACAAGCCUAGAAUUCAUAACUAAUACAAUUAGAAGAUUGAAUUAGAUUUAACGUUUCCAGAGUUAUAUCCAGUUACUAUAUUAUAAGUUUAUAAAUACAUUCCUGAUAUAAUUACUGAAGUAGAAUCAAUUCAAAAAUUUGAUUCGUUGUCAAUUCUAUAUUCAGCUUGCGUAAAUAUUAAUAUAAAAAUUAAGAUUGAACUAAACACUUAUUCAUAAUUAUUAUAUGAUUUCAUGACUAACAUGCCUAGUAUGGAAGAGCUUUAAGAGGAAAAUCCAAAACCUAGAGAUGUCAUUUGGCCACUUGUGCAAAAGAAAAACAAUUUAGCAAAAGGAUAUUCAGAUAACUUUAUCUAUACUUAUUUUCCUGAAUCUAUCCCAAUAUAUUUAAUUUUGUUUCUAACUGAAAAUUUGAAAAUUGAAUUAAAUCACAAAAUUUAGUUUACCUUAAAUUGCUUAUCCUUUACUGAAAUCAUUUUAAUUAAAUUAAUUCGAAUAAUUCAAUAAAGCACUGGGAAAAGUAUAAAAUAUAUCACAUAAAAUAGAAUGUAAAAUGGGCACUGCAAUUAAAACACUUCAGGAAUGGCUUUGGCUUAAGAAAAUAUUGAUUACUAUUGGAAAUAUUAUUGUUGAGAACGAUUUAAACAAAUUCAUAGCAUACUAUGUUGAACUCGAUGAAAUUCAUCCCAGUUCUGUAAUUUAUUUUUAAUAUGUUUAAAGGCUUUUCAAAUAAAAUCUGAUAAGCUUCAAGGGAUGGAUUAAUUAUUUAGAUUUGGUAAAACUCAGUUCUUUGUACAUUCGAGUGUCCUCAUUAUUAGAUUAAAUAUUGCCUUGGUUUCUGAAAACCUACAAUCAAAGCCCAACUCAAAGAACUUUAAGUUGCAUCAAAUGAAAAGUAGAAUGUUCUAAGACGAUAAAGAGAUCGAUGUAUAAUAUUACUAAUAUCUAUUUAGAAAUAUAUGUAAUUUAUUAUCACUUUUGAAGAUAUGUUAAAGUAAAUAUUCAACAAAAUUUGA